Messenger RNA from Exophiala mesophila, 857 nucleotides. RefSeq lists its product as uncharacterized. Lineage: Eukaryota; Fungi; Ascomycota; Eurotiomycetes; Chaetothyriales; Herpotrichiellaceae. The coding region runs from base 1 to 822 and encodes 273 amino acids. The record is from RefSeq and is a predicted model, not a curated record. The transcript is spliced from 2 exons.
AUGCACUUUCCAUUCUUUCCAUUCCGUCUUUUACUGGGGCUUCUUUUCUUCUUACACUACCAAGCUCUCGCCGAUGUCGAGUUCAUUAUUCCCCCUGAUGUCGAGAAAUAUGAUUAUCCAUCCUCUACGUGGACAUAUAUCGCCGGCACACAGGCAUAUUUGCAAUGGACCACUGAUGAGCGCGAGGUGGACUUGUAUCUCCUCAUGAGAAGUUUCAACCGUUUUGAGCUAGUUAAAGAAUCGAUCGAAGAAUCGAACUAUUUCUGGACCGUGGGAUUUUCUGAGGAAAUAUUUCGACUCGAUCCAGACGAGGAGAACGAGUUUUCCUUAGCAAUCGCCGAUCCUGACACAGGUGACUUUCUUGCGCUCUCAACACUUGUCAAAAUCCUCCCAGCUAUAGAAUCAGAAUCCAGCAACGUCACUAUCACCGUUACCGUCACUAGUACUGUCUCUCGUACCGCAACAGCUCUGACAGGAACAGCUUUGAGAGAAGAAGGUUCUGACUCGGGCCAACAAGACAAGAAUCUCUAUCUUGGUCUUGCAGCAGGACUCGGUUCAGUUGUGGCGUUGCUCGUGGCCGGAAUUAUGGGUUUUGCCUGUCUCAGAUGGCGUUCUGCCCGGGUGAACAAAAAUGAAGUUGAACUUAGGAACUUCGCCUUGUCUGACACUGGCGUUAUGAUACAACAGCCGAUGUCAAGAGUACAUACAGCGCCUUCUUCCCCAAGACUCCAACAUCCCAAGGCUGGGGAAGCCGUUGGCUUAUCCUCGAAAUCUCCUGUUGGGCCAAGUCAUCGCAGUCAUACUUCUGAGCUGAGUGGCUAGGGUUGUGCUACCACUCUGCACAGAAGUUUCAGAGU